Messenger RNA from Stomoxys calcitrans (stable fly), 946 nucleotides. RefSeq lists its product as uncharacterized. NCBI's taxonomy places the organism in Eukaryota, Metazoa, Arthropoda, Insecta, Diptera, Muscidae. The transcript has a single exon. The coding region runs from base 17 to 685 and encodes 222 amino acids. The record is from RefSeq and is a predicted model, not a curated record.
CGUAAGAUAAAUCGCAAUGGUUUACCCACUUGUUAUAGUCGUUGCAGGCUUUGCCAUGUUUUCGAUAUCUCAUGGAUUGCCCAUCGGAUCAGGUUUCGAAUCAAAAAAUCCCAAAGAAAGAAGAGAUUGGACUACCACAAGAAGAACUGGACUUGAUACAAAGCUCAAAUAUAAUGCAGAUGUAAAAUGGCAGAAUGAAGCUGAAUCUAGUGGUGUUGUGAAAACGUCCAGAAAUUUGCUUCAAGAAAUGAAUCUCUAUGACGGUGUCCUGAAAACCUCCCUCAACAUCGAAUUAGGUAAAAAAUCUAUAAAGAACAGUAAUCGACAUCGCAGAAAAAUUGCUGUUAAAAUGAUAUCCGAUAUAACAUCGGAAAAAAUUGAUGAUUUAUUGAAACUAUUCAAUGAGAAGUAUGGGAUUGAAAAUCACAAUGAUGCAGAUGAAGGCGGCGAAGACAACGAAGAAUACAAUGAUUUAUCUCUAAAAACACCUUCAGCGGCUGAUCUUGACUACAUGUAUGAAAACCUCUACGAGGACGAAAAAGAUUUGGAUGUCCCAGUGAAGUCGCGCCUGAAUUCGGAGUUUGGUUCAUUGCAGGAUCUUAUACUUCAAGCCACUCGAAACUACUGGGAACGUGAAAUGGAUGAAACACGAUUAUACAUUCCAUCCAAUAAGAAUUUUUUUUAGAAUGUAUUAUUCUCCUGUGAAUUAUAUCAGUGCAAUAUAUUAUUUAUUGUGACGUUGCAUAUGUAGCAACAUCGACAAGGGAAUGUUAAGGUUGACUCCUCAAAACAUGUUCAAUAUGCCUCUAACGGAUGGGGGAAUAGUUAAAUUGCGCAGUCGGUAAUAUGAGAGUGUAUACAUUGCACAUGUACAUGUUAGCGUAUCCAAAGUUCAAACCAAAAUGUAGAUCAACUAACGGUAUUUUAAGUAUUAUUUAUUUUUGUU